AUGGGCGACGAUGGCAUGCUCCUCAAUUUCUCCAUCCCAGAGAGCGGCAUCAUAGCCAAGCCCACGUUCAAGGGCGGCAACUGGAAGAGUCGCCUUACCGCGAAGAAGGCGGCGCAGAACUGGCACACCAAGGCAACUGCACGACUGAACGGCGAAAAGGUGCCCAAGAAGGCGGUCGAUCAUGCGACCAAUGUGAACCGCACAGAGCUGGGCCCCCGCACACCAAAACCUGCAGACAACGCAGACAUUCUCGACACUGGCGACCGACCACCGAAGCGAGCGCGCGUGAGCGGAGACUUUAGGCCCAAGACGGUUGAAAAGACAGCCGACCCCAAAUUCAGACCGCAGUCGAAUCCCAAUGCGACAAAACGGCCGGGCGAGCAGCAGAGUGCGCCAAAGGGCGGCAAGCAGGUCAUUUCCUCGCUGUUCACGUACAACCCCACACCCACCAGCAAGCCGGAAGCGGGCGAGCGACGCGACGACGAUGCGCCUGUCGAGCCUUCAAAUGCGCCGCUUAACAGCGAGCUGCAUACAUUCACGUCCCUCGGCAUGUCCGCUACACUAGCUACACAUUUGAUGAACAAGAUGGAUUUGAAAGCGCCCACGGCCAUUCAGAAGGCUGCGAUUACACAGCUGGUCAAAGACGACUCGGAUGCUUUCAUACAGGCCGAGACUGGUUCCGGAAAGACGCUAUCCUAUCUCCUUCCCAUUGUGCAAAGACUGAUGGAUCUGUCGGCGAAUAUGAAGAAACGGAAAGUCGACGAGAACGUGCAAAGGAAUUCGGGCCUGUUCGCCAUCAUCUUGGCGCCAACGCGAGAACUGAGCAAACAGAUUGCCGUGGUACUGGAAAAGAUACUAGGCUGUGCGCAUUGGCUGGUGGCUACGACUGUCAUUGGUGGAGAGAAGAAGAAGUCGGAAAAGGCUCGUCUGCGCAAAGGCAUCAAUAUUCUGGUUGCAACACCGGGUCGAUUGGUGGACCACCUGGAACACACAGAAGCGCUGGACGUAAGCAAUGUCAGAUGGCUGGUUCUCGACGAAGGUGAUCGCCUGAUGGAACUCGGGUUCGAACAAGAAAUCCAGAAGAUUGUCGGUGCUCUCAACCUGCGAAUGCGCGCAAAGAAGGACGAAAAGUCGCGGAUACCAGGGUUGCCGGAGAAGCGUACCACAGUGCUCUGUUCUGCAACCAUGAAGAUGGAUGUUGAGAGGUUAGGCCAAAUAAGUCUGAAAGAUGCUGUGCAUAUUCGAGCCGAUCCGUCUGAGAAAGGGCCGGAAGUGAGCGAAUCGAGCAAGGGCCAGACUUUCUUCGCACCUGCACAACUGAAGCAAUCAUAUGCUGUUGUAGCACCCAAGCUACGACUGGUAUCUUUGAUCGCCUAUCUAAAGCGAUCUUUCGCACGCAAGGGCUCGGUGAUGAAGGCAAUCGUUUUCGUAUCGUGUGCCGACUCGGUUGACUUCCACUUUGAUAUACUUACUAGCAAUCUCGAGGAAAACGAAGACCAAAAGGAAGAUGAAGACGAGGAGGACGAAGCUACCGAAGACAAGAAGAAAGCCAAGAAAGCCAAAGCAGUACAAUCAGAUCCUACAAAACUCGAGGGAACAGCCGCAGAGUCGCCCAUUUUAUCGCCAAAGACACAUUCAGUAACGGCAUACCGCCUCCACGGUUCCCUCCAGCAAUCCCUCCGAACAUCAACACUCGCCCAAUUUACCAAGAACAAAGAACCCUCCGUCCUGAUAGCUACUGACGUCGCGUCGCGUGGUCUCGAUCUGCCAAACGUCGAUCUAGUCAUCGAGUUCGACCCAGCCUUCGCCCGAGAAGACCAUCUGCAUCGAAUCGGUCGUACAGCCCGUGCCGGCCGCGAUGGACGCGCAUGCAUCUUCCUCAUGCCCGGCUCCGAAGAAGGCUAUGUCGACAUUCUCAAGACAGACCGCAAAGACAGCGAAGCCGGGGUGCACAUUGCGCGUCAAGACGCAGACGACAUUCUCAACCGCGGCCUCAUCACGAGCGGCGUAAUGGAAAAGAACGCUUACAUGGACAAAGCAACCGAUCUCCAGCUUGCCAUCGAACGCUGGGCCCUAGCUUCUCCCGCUCGCCUCGAGGCCGCCCGCCGCGCUUUCCAAAGCCACAUCCGUGCAUACGCCACCCACAUUGCUGACGAACGCAAAUACUUUGACAUCAAAGCUUUGCACCUGGGUCACCUGGCCAAGGCUUUUGCCCUGCGCGAGCGCCCGAGCGGCAUGAAGGUUCCUGGGCAACGAACCGGUGCUGGCCGCAACGACAAAACGCCCGCCAAGGUCCGUGGCGGACCCAGAGUCGACGGCGCCAGCCGCAAAGCCGAGCCUGUUGGCGCGUCGACAAGGAAGAAAAUCGAUUUGGAUCUGCCAGAAGGUCAGGACACGGAUGAAGCCGCUAAGAUGAGAAAGGCGGUUCGAGCACGAGAAAAGUUUAUGCGACAUGCCGGUUUGGCCAGUGAAUUUAACCUUGGGUGA
Exserohilum turcica Et28A is the source of this 2487-nucleotide messenger RNA. RefSeq lists its product as uncharacterized. The transcript has a single exon. The record is from RefSeq and is a predicted model, not a curated record. Bases 1 to 2487 code for a protein of 828 amino acids. Gene Ontology annotation, biological process: ribosome biogenesis. Lineage: Eukaryota; Fungi; Ascomycota; Dothideomycetes; Pleosporales; Pleosporaceae. Gene Ontology annotation, molecular function: ATP binding; nucleic acid binding. Gene Ontology annotation, cellular component: nucleus.